Molecule: messenger RNA, 806 nt
Organism: Malus domestica (apple)
Lineage: Eukaryota; Viridiplantae; Streptophyta; Magnoliopsida; Rosales; Rosaceae
Product: putative RING-H2 finger protein ATL21A
Molecular function (GO): polysaccharide binding
Source: RefSeq, a predicted model, not a curated record
AGAGAGAGAGAGAGUCCCAUGAGCUAAUAAAAACCAACGUGGAAGGCCUUCAGCUCAGAGAGAGAGAGAGAGCCGAUAGCUUGCUUUCUCUUCAUGGAAAGUGGAAAGGCCUUGUCCGCGCGGUUUGUAGUUGUGGCGUUUUUUACAAAUGCCUUAUUGGGUGAAACUUCACCAUCUUGUCCGCCUUCUUCCUGUGGCAAUAUUCAGAACAUAAGCUACCCUUUUCGACUCCAAGAUGACCCGAAGAAUUGCGGUGAAUCAAUGUAUAAUCUGUUUUGCGAGGACAACGUGACAGUGUUACGCUUUAACUCGGGAAGAUACCACGUCAAGUCAAUCAACUACAAUAACAACACAAUCCGAGUUGUAGAUCCUGGUUUUGAUCACAAUAAUUGCUCCUCCGUUCCUCUCUAUUCUUUAUCAUCCGAUUCAAUAAUUUUUGGAUCUCCGUAUAGUGUAUACAGUUAUGAUAUUCAUUAUCGUAUGGUAUGGAUUUCAAGAGCUAUAACUUUCUUGAAUUGUGCUAGUCCAGUGAACUCCUCGCUGUACGUGGAGACAGCUCCGUGCAUAAAUAUUUCCAGGAGUGGUAGUACUACUUACUUUGUCCCAACUAAAAACCUAUAGUUAUGUCGCCGUGGGCCCAAUGAUUGCGUCAGAUUUGGAGGAGGGGUGCAGCAUAGGGUGGACGGCCAUGGCUUCCUGGACUGAAAAUCACCGAAACGCAACUUCUUACUGUUACAUACACAAUGCUCUGGUGUAUGGCUUUGAGCUUCAGUAUUCUCUUGGCUCUCCAAUAGAUCCGUCCGGCU